Ochlerotatus camptorhynchus is the source of this 1981-nucleotide messenger RNA. It is a transcript of the gene ppk24, whose product is annotated as pickpocket 24. The coding region runs from base 1 to 1698 and encodes 565 amino acids. The record is from RefSeq and is a predicted model, not a curated record. Gene Ontology annotation, biological process: sodium ion transmembrane transport. Gene Ontology annotation, cellular component: plasma membrane. The transcript is spliced from 8 exons. Gene Ontology annotation, molecular function: ligand-gated sodium channel activity. NCBI's taxonomy places the organism in Eukaryota, Metazoa, Arthropoda, Insecta, Diptera, Culicidae.
AUGACUGUACUUGAACCGUCGGAAAAUGAUUUCGGUUGGCAGAGGAAUAAGAGGGGACGCUUUUCGACGGCCACCUCGGCGAUGACGGAAUCUUCGAAUGAAUCGGCCGUUGGACAGACGAAGGGUCGUAAAAAGCAGCGAUACAGUUUCAAGAGCGAACUGUACCAACUGUGGGAGAAUAUAACAACCCACUGCUAUCGGCAUAUGGUGCAGGUGGACCGGAGCAUUUGGGAAAGGCUAAUGUGGCUGCUGAUCCUGAUCGUCGAGACGUGCGCCCUCGUCGCCAUUCUGAACAGCGCUUGGGACAGCUUCACCUCCAACCCACUGAUCACGACCCUGCACGAUACGCUGUACCCGAUCAAGAACGUCCCCUUUCCGGCCAUUUCGCUGUGCAACAAUAAUCGCAUUUCCCGCUCGGCUGCAACGAGCUACGCCGAAGAGCUCGCCCGAAAGGAUCCGGAAAAGCGGAAUGCGAGCUAUUUCCUAGACCGGGUCAGACAGCUGGGUAAGCUGUACGAUUUUGACUACGAGAACCUGCACCUGAUGACACAGUUUCAGGAGUUUCUCGACCUAAACGACAUUAGCAAUGCCUCCGGGAUAUACAGUGUCUUUGAUACGUUGAUAAAGCUCUCGCCCCGUUGCGAAGAUAUGCUGCUCCGGUGCUUCUGGAAGAGCAUCGAAAUACCAUGUAUGACGAAAAACGACAUGAUUGAGGUUAGACGAACGCAAUACGGAUUCUGCUGUACGUUCAACUUUAUCGGUCACAACGAGGACAACGAGAUACAUCCAUCAUCGUACUACCUGGAUGUGACCGGUCCGGAGAUGGGACUGAUGCUGCUGGUGAACGGAUCGGUCAAAGAUUAUUUUUAUAAUCUCUUCAACAAUAUUGGAUUCAGUCUUCAAAUAUUCAACCCAACCGAAGUGCCGGACAUCACUUCCGGUGGUGUGAACGAACAGUUUAUCCACCUCGGAACGGAAACCUUCAUCCGAGUUGAUGCCAUUACCAUUAACAGUGAACCGGACGUGAGAGGUUACUCCAAGGAAAAGCGCCAGUGUGUUUUCCGCAACGAGCUGCUCAAAUACGGCGGUCGCUAUGGCCGAAGCAACUGUGUGGCCGCCUGCCGCAUCCGUAGCGUGGUGGCCCUGUGCGAGUGUGUCCCGUUUUACAUGCCAACGGCGGGCGCAGUCAGCGAUAGGUCCUUAACCAUCUGUAAUCUGCAGCAUAUCGUAUGUUUGAACAAGUACAAAAUAAAAUGGUCCACCGUCAUUACCAAUAUCGUGCAAGUUCCGGGUCUGGAGAAGGAGAUGGAGGAGUCCCUGUACUGUCCGGAAUGUUUGCCAUCAUGCUCGGAUAGCAAGUAUCAAAUAUCCGCUACGGAGCUGCCAUUGAUCAGGACCCGCCGAACGGGAUUCAGUGUAACCCACGGCAUCGAUGAUGUCUCGGAGGUGAGCGUGGUUCGUAUCUUCUUCGGACAGCCGGAAACGUGGCUGUAUAAACAGGACGUCGCGUUCUAUUGGUUCGAGAUUUUCAGCAACUUUGGCGGCAUGUGUGGCAUCAUGGCUGGCCUAUCGCUGAUAAGCAUUUCGGAAAAUGUUUACUUUGUGCUCAGACAGUUUGUGCUGGUUUUUCUGUACCGGUCCAACUGGUUACAGCGUCGGCGGCGUCGCAACCGGCUGGCGAUGCAAAUUCUGGAGUGAAUACAUCACUCACUACUGAACUGAGUCUAAAUGGUGUGAUAAUGGAUCGGUCCCAGCUGUUGUUCUUCACCAUGCACUGAUGCUGUGCACUCGGCCGGAUAAUGAUACGAUAAUAUGCACCGGAUAUUGGGCCGUAUGUCCGUGUCAUCGGACCACACACAGACACGACCAACCAUCACCGCUUAUUUGCCAACCGACAACAGGACAGAGGACGGACAGCGACAGGUCGACGGAAGCACAUUGUAGAUUAAAAUUUGAUUAACAUUUACCACUUUGGCGUUUU